This is a messenger RNA of Stegastes partitus (bicolor damselfish), 1588 nucleotides long. RefSeq names its product ATP synthase subunit beta, mitochondrial. NCBI's taxonomy places the organism in Eukaryota, Metazoa, Chordata, Actinopteri, Pomacentridae. Gene Ontology annotation, cellular component: proton-transporting ATP synthase complex. The record is from RefSeq and is a predicted model, not a curated record. Bases 20 to 1573 code for a protein of 517 amino acids. The transcript is spliced from 10 exons. Gene Ontology annotation, molecular function: proton-transporting ATP synthase activity, rotational mechanism; ATP hydrolysis activity; ATP binding. Gene Ontology annotation, biological process: proton motive force-driven mitochondrial ATP synthesis; proton transmembrane transport.
ACCUUCAGCCAUUUUGACCAUGUUAGGAGCUGUGGGACGCUGCUGCACCGGGGCUCUGCAGGCUCUCAAGCCUGGGGUCCAGCCCUUGAAGGCUCUCGUUGGAUCCCCAGCCGUUCUUUCCCGCAGAGACUAUGUCGCACCUGCCGCCGCUGCCAGCGUCGCCAACGGGCGCAUCGUGGCCGUCAUCGGUGCCGUGGUGGACGUCCAGUUCGACGAGGGCCUCCCUCCCAUCCUCAACGCCCUGGAAGUGACCGGUCGCGAGGCCAGGCUAGUCCUGGAGGUGGCACAGCAUCUUGGGGAGAACACAGUGCGUACCAUUGCUAUGGAUGGUACUGAGGGUCUGGUCCGUGGACAGAAAGUUCUGGACACCGGUGCUCCCAUCAGAAUCCCAGUGGGUCCCGAGACCCUGGGCAGGAUUAUGAAUGUCAUUGGCGAGCCCAUCGAUGAGAGGGGUCCCAUCUCCACCAAACAGACUGCUCCCAUCCACGCUGAGGCUCCUGAGUUCACCGACAUGAGUGUGGAGCAGGAGAUUCUGGUUACUGGCAUUAAGGUGGUGGACCUGCUGGCUCCCUACGCCAAGGGAGGAAAGAUUGGUCUGUUCGGUGGUGCUGGUGUCGGCAAGACUGUAUUGAUCAUGGAGCUGAUCAACAAUGUGGCCAAGGCCCAUGGUGGUUACUCUGUGUUUGCCGGUGUGGGAGAGCGUACCCGUGAGGGAAAUGACUUGUACCAUGAAAUGAUUGAGUCUGGUGUCAUCAACCUGAAGGACACCACCUCCAAGGUGGCGCUGGUGUACGGACAGAUGAACGAGCCCCCCGGUGCCCGUGCCAGAGUGGCUCUGACUGGACUGACCGUGGCUGAGUACUUCCGUGACCAGGAGGGUCAGGAUGUGCUGCUCUUCAUCGACAACAUCUUCCGUUUCACACAGGCUGGCUCUGAGGUGUCUGCUCUGCUGGGUCGUAUCCCCUCUGCUGUGGGUUACCAGCCCACUCUGGCCACUGACAUGGGUACCAUGCAGGAGAGAAUCACUACCACCAAGAAGGGUUCCAUUACAUCUGUGCAGGCCAUCUAUGUGCCCGCUGAUGAUCUGACUGACCCUGCCCCCGCCACCACCUUCGCUCACUUGGAUGCCACCACUGUACUGUCCCGUGCCAUCGCUGAGCUGGGUAUCUACCCCGCUGUCGACCCCCUGGACUCAACCUCCCGUAUCAUGGACCCCAACAUCGUCGGAGCCGAGCACUAUGACGUCGCCCGUGGUGUGCAGAAGAUCCUCCAGGACUACAAAUCCCUGCAGGAUAUCAUUGCCAUCUUGGGUAUGGAUGAGUUGUCUGAGGAGGACAAGCUGACUGUGGCUCGCGCCCGCAAGAUCCAGCGUUUCCUGUCCCAGCCCUUCCAGGUGGCCGAGGUCUUCACUGGCCACAUGGGCAAGCUGGUGCCCCUCAAAGAGACCAUCAAGGGCUUCAAGAGCAUCCUUGGUGGCGAGUACGAUCCUCUGCCCGAGCAGGCCUUCUACAUGGUCGGCCCCAUUGAGGAAGUGGUCCAGAAAGCUGAGAAGCUGGCUGAGGAGCACUCGUAAACAUCCCAAAUGUCU